Messenger RNA from Pocillopora meandrina, 873 nucleotides. The record is from the annotation of a GenBank genome assembly. Lineage: Eukaryota; Metazoa; Cnidaria; Anthozoa; Scleractinia; Pocilloporidae.
UUUAUUGUAGAACUGUCAGGUAUCAAAUGUUUUACAUGCGAUGAAGGCGGUGACUGUCGAAAACAAAUGGGAGAAGAGAAAUGCCCUGUGGAACCACUACUGAAGGACAGGUGCAUUGAGAUAAUGAACAAUGAGAAUGGACAGGUAUUUGAGAGGAGUUACUUUGAAUUAAAAGCAAUGUAAUCAUUAAUAUCAUAUUAAGGAGUGUUUGUAUAAUUCUAGUGUUUGUCUGCCAAGUCUAAGAAUUCGAAUCCAUUCGGCAAUGCUUGAUUCAAAGUAAAUACAAAACGUUAUAUGCUAUCGUAACUAUUUUUGAUCAAAUGAAGAAUUACUACCCUAGCGAUAAAGAAAAAAAAAUCCUCCCUUCUCCCAUUUUGUGCGUUAAUCAGGAGUGAAAGCAUGCGCAUGAUGCGAGAUAAGAAAUUAUUCUGGCAGGUGAGCGGCAAUCAAUCAAAUUUCUUUAAGUGCAGGUCAUAAGCGAGGAUCAUUUAUUUCCUUGUACACAAUCCGCAAGUCAAAAAACUAUUUAUUUCAUUCAAUUGUGGUGCGCAAAAUGACCAAAGUUUUGGGUACAUUGGAUCUAGAACUCCAUUUGAAUAUGAUCUAAUUGCCUGAAAGGAAUAUGAUCGAUGUCGCAAUUCAUUCCAGGUCGCCAAAGGAUGCGCCAACAUCAGAAUGUGUCAGAAAGCAGAGAAAAAUUGCAAAGAGGUCAAAGAAAGAAGGACUGGGGAUUGUGACGUCACUUGUUGUACAGCUGACCUGUGUAACGCCGGCUCAAAAGGAUCCUCAUCUCGUUGGCUUCACGCGCUCUGCUUUCUCUUCUGUGUGUUGUUCUUACACCUCCUCAAAACUGAUAUGAUAAGCAACGAAUAG